Macrobrachium nipponense is the source of this 1014-nucleotide messenger RNA. Its product is annotated as neuronal acetylcholine receptor subunit alpha-9-I-like. The transcript is spliced from 6 exons. Gene Ontology annotation, biological process: monoatomic ion transport. Lineage: Eukaryota; Metazoa; Arthropoda; Malacostraca; Decapoda; Palaemonidae. Gene Ontology annotation, cellular component: membrane. The coding region runs from base 1 to 1014 and encodes 337 amino acids. Gene Ontology annotation, molecular function: extracellular ligand-gated monoatomic ion channel activity. The record is from RefSeq and is a predicted model, not a curated record.
AUGGACGACGAGGAUACCUCCAACUACCAGAGCAACGGAGAGUUCGACCUGAUGGAGUUCUCCGCCACCAGGAACAUCACGUAUUAUUCGUGUUGUCCAGAGCCCUACCCUGACAUCACCUACACCAUCAAGAUCAGGAGAAGACCCAUGUUCUAUGUCUUCAACUUAAUUCUGCUGUGCGUUCUUAUCAACGGCAUUGGAAACGCUGCUGGUGUUCUACGUUCCGAGCGAAUCCGGGGAGAAGGUGACCCUGGGGAUCUCGUCCCUUUUAUCUAUGACUGUUUUUCUCAUGACGAUCCGGGAGAGCCUCCCCCCGACGGAGAAGACGCCUCUCAUAAUGGAACCACGUGGAAUCUGAACAUUAGUAACUCCAAGGGGAACAACGUUGAAAGUCUGAACAUAAAUAGGUCACUUCCAGGGGAACCACGUAUGUCACUACGCGUUACAAUCUGCCUCGUCAGCUUCGCCUCUGGGCUGUCAGUGCUGACGCUGAACAUACACCACCGGGGAAUCAGAGGGCUGGAGGUUCCCACUGUGGUCAAAAAAGUAGUUUUAGGAGGAAUGGCCCGACUCGUCUUCCUCCAUUUUGAGCCCCCGACGUCUGUCAAGGAUGAUAAGACCAUCCUACAAAACGAUUUAAGACCCGAACCCUGCGGUCGCACGGACUCCAUGAGCAUGGAAAAAAUCCACAUCCGCGAGUUAGACGUGACAGAUAACUUCCGCAUGUCACCGAGAUCUGCCCAGAGGCAGCAAAUGGGUCCCAACAACGAUACCCCGACAGCCACGCCUACAGCAACACAGGUCACAGAAAACCCUCACAGACGCAUCAUGGAUUUAGGUAAUGUUGGAGAUGUUAGAGAAUGGGAGAAAUGCGAUCGUGACCGAUACCAGUUCGAGUGGAAAAUUCCCUUCCUCCGGCCCAUUGGUUCAACGCUGGAGAUUUGGUGCCGAACCAGUGAGAUUUGGUGGCGCUCUCAAAGUUGCGACAUAAGGCACCGACGAAGAAGAGUUUGA